This is a messenger RNA of Nyctereutes procyonoides (raccoon dog), 2112 nucleotides long. It is a transcript of the gene CCN1, whose product is annotated as cellular communication network factor 1. The coding region runs from base 290 to 1435 and encodes 381 amino acids. The transcript has 5 exons. Gene Ontology annotation, cellular component: extracellular region. Gene Ontology annotation, molecular function: protein binding. Lineage: Eukaryota; Metazoa; Chordata; Mammalia; Carnivora; Canidae. The record is from RefSeq and is a predicted model, not a curated record. Gene Ontology annotation, biological process: signal transduction.
CGCGAGCGAGAGCGCCCCCGAGCAGCCCCCGCGCCCUCCGCGCCUCCCCGGGCAGGACCUCAAGAGCAGGACGCCGGCAGCCCAGCCCGCUCGCCUCCCCGGCCCUCGCCCUGCUGCCAGCGGGCCCGCCGCCCCGCCGCCCCGCCGCCCCGCCGCCCCGCCGCCCCGCCGCCCCGCCGCCCCGGAGCCCGGCCCGCCUCCCGGACCCACCGGCCCGUCCGCGACCCUGCGCUCCCGUGGGCUGGCGCCCCUGCGUCGGCGCUCGCCCGGACUCCCCCUGCGCGCCACGAUGAGCUCCCGCGCCGCCAGGACGCUCGCCCUCGCCGUCACCCUGCUCCACCUGGCCAGGCUGGCGCUCUCCACCUGCCCCGCCGCCUGCCACUGCCCGCAGGAGGCGCCCAAGUGCGCCCCGGGAGUCGGGCUGGUCCGGGACGGCUGCGGCUGCUGUAAGGUCUGCGCCAAGCAGCUCAACGAGGACUGCAGCAAAAUGCAGCCCUGCGACCACACCAAGGGGCUGGAAUGCAAUUUCGGCGCCAGUUCCACCGCUCUGAAGGGGAUCUGCAGAGCUCAGUCAGAGGGCAGACCCUGUGAAUACAACUCCCGAAUCUACCAGAAUGGGGAAAGUUUCCAGCCCAACUGUAAACACCAGUGCACAUGUAUCGACGGCGCCGUGGGCUGCAUUCCUCUGUGUCCCCAGGAGCUCUCGCUCCCCAACUUGGGCUGUCCCAACCCCCGGCUGGUCAAAGUUACCGGCCAGUGCUGUGAGGAGUGGGUCUGUGACGACGAUGAUGCCAAGGACCCCCUGGACGACGGGGAUGGCCUCCUGGGCAAGGGGCUGGCGUUCGAUGCCUCGGAGGUGGAGCUAACCAGGAACAACGAAUUAAUCGCGGUUGGAAAAGGCGGCUCCCUGAAGCGCCUCCCAGUUUUUGGGACGGAGCCUCGAAUCCUGUACAACCCUUUACACGGCCAGAAAUGCAUCGUUCAAACAACUUCGUGGUCCCAGUGCUCAAAGACGUGUGGGACGGGGAUCUCCACCCGAGUUACCAAUGACAACCUUGAAUGCCGCCUGGUGAAGGAGACCCGGAUCUGCGAAGUGCGGCCUUGCGGGCAGCAGGUGUACAGCAGCCUGAAGAAGGGCAAGAAAUGCAGCAAGACCAAGAAAUCCCCCGAGCCCGUCAAGUUUACUUACGCUGGAUGUUCGAGCGUGAAGAAGUACCGGCCCAAGUACUGCGGCUCGUGCGUGGACGGUCGGUGCUGCACCCCGCAGCAGACCCGCACCGUCAAGAUGCGCUUCCGCUGCGAAGACGGGGAGACGUUCUCCAAGAACGUCAUGAUGAUCCAGUCCUGCAAGUGCAACUACAACUGCCCGCACGCCAACGAGGCGGCGUUCCCCUUCUACAGGCUGUUCAAUGACAUCCACAAAUUUAGGGACUAAUUGCUACCUGGGUUUCCAGCACGAGGGUGAAACGGAACAACUGGGGGCGGGGGGGUAGGGAGAGGGGAAGAAGAGUGCCAGGAUCAGGAGCUCUGGGUGGGGGCGGUGGGGGUGAGGGACUCAUUGUAGAAGGGAUGCAUUGCUCAUUCGUGAGUAGUAUUAAGGUAUUUUGAAACUGCUAGGUGUGCUGGUGCAGAUGGACACUAAUGCAGCCACAAUUGGAGAAUACUUCGCUUCGUAAUAUUGGAGCACAUGUUACUGCUUCAUUUUGGAGCUCGUGGUGUUGAUGACGUUCUGUUUUCUGUUUGUAAAUUAUUUGGUAAGCAUAUUUCUCUCUAGGCGUUUUUCCUUUCGGUUCUACAAUUGUUUAAAAAAAAAAAAGUUAGUUGAUCAGUUAAAACCUUCAUCUUUGGACAGAAGUAAAAUGGGAGGGGCUUCCGUCCCCUCCCGAAGGUGACACUCCGUGAGUGUCCGUGAGAGGCAGCUAUCUGCACUCUAAACUGCAAACAGAAAUCAGGUGUUUUAAGACUGAAUGUUUUUAUUUAUCAAAAUGUAGCUUUUGGGGAGGGAAGGGAAAUGUAAUACUGGAAUAAUUUGUAAAUGAUUUUAAUUUUAUAUUCAGUGAAAAGAAUUUAUUUAUGGAAUUAAUCAUUUAAUAAAGAAAUAUUUACCUAAUA